AUGGCGGGAGCAGCGUCGGCGCUGUUCCUACUUGACAUAAAGGGUAGGGUUCUGGUGUGGCGAGACUACCGUGGAGACGUCUCAGCUGUUCAAGCCGAACGCUUUUUCACCAAGCUGAUUGAAAAAGAGGCUGAUCCAGAAACUCAAGAUCCUGUUGUUUAUGACAAUGGUGUCACUUAUAUGUUUAUACAGCACAACAAUGUGUAUCUCAUGACUGCAUCAAGGCAGAAUUGCAAUGCCGCUAGCCUUCUAUUGUUCCUACACCGCGUAGUUGAUGUCUUUAAACAUUAUUUUGAAGAGUUAGAAGAGGAAUCUCUGAGAGAUAAUUUUGUUAUAGUGUAUGAGUUACUUGAUGAAAUGAUGGACUUUGGCUACCCACAAUAUACUGAAGCAAAGAUUCUUAGUGAGUUCAUCAAGGCUGAUGCUUACAGAAUGGAAGUUUCACAGAGACCUCCAAUGGCUGUAACAAAUGCAGUGUCUUGGCGUAGUGAAGGGAUACAUUACAAGAAAAAUGAAGUGUUUCUAGACGUUGUGGAAAGUGUCAAUAUGCUAGUCAACAGCAAUGGACAAAUAAUUAGGUCGGAUGUUGUUGGGGCAUUAAAGAUGCGGACGUACUUGAGUGGUAUGCCUGAGUGUAAGCUUGGGCUAAAUGACAGAGUAUUGCUUGAGGCACAAGGUCGAACCACUAAGGGAAAAGCCAUUGAUUUGGAUGACAUCAAGUUUCAUCAGUGUGUGCGUUUAGCCCGAUUCGAGAAUGACAGGACAAUAUCCUUCAUACCUCCUGAUGGGUCAUUUGAUCUGAUGACCUAUAGGCUCAGCACUCAGGUAAAGCCGCUGAUAUGGGUUGAAGCUCAGGUGGAAAGACAUUCUAGGAGCCGCAUAGAAUUUAUGGUAAAAGCCAGGAGCCAGUUCAAGGAGCGUAGUACAGCAACCAAUGUUGAAAUUGAGUUGCCUGUGCCAUCAGAUUCUACCAAUCCAAAUAUCCGUACAUCGAUGGGGUCUGCUUCCUAUGCACCUGAAAAUGAUGCUUUAAUCUGGAAAGUAAAAUCUUUCCCAGGUGGAAAGGAAUACAUGUUGAGAGCAGAAUUUAGGCUUCCCAGUAUAACAUCUGAGGAAUCAGCUCCUGAGAGAAAAGCUCCCAUACGCGUGAAGUUUGAAAUACCGUACUUUACUGUUUCAGGAAUACAGGUCCGUUACUUGAAAAUUAUUGAGAAAAGUGGGUACCAGACUCUUCCAUGGGUGAGAUACAUUACAAUGGCUGGAGAAUACGAGCUGAGACUAAUAUGA
Fraxinus pennsylvanica is the source of this 1287-nucleotide messenger RNA. Lineage: Eukaryota; Viridiplantae; Streptophyta; Magnoliopsida; Lamiales; Oleaceae. The record is from the annotation of a GenBank genome assembly.